AUGGCGCGCGCAUUCUCCGCCAACGCUGCUGUUGCGGAGCCCGCGCUAGCCGGGUCGGGGGAGCAGCGCGCAGGCGUCACGCGCGGCGGUGAAACGGGCGGCGGUGCGAGCGGGGGGUUGCAACGCAUGGCGGAACGACCAGUGCGGGGGAAGGGGUUUGAGGGAGAGGGGGAGGAGAGCAGAGGGGGGGUUGCGGUGACAGCGGAAGGGGCGAAAGUUGGGCGUGGGAAUGGCGGCGUCGAGAAUGCGGGCGUCGAGAAUGCGGGCGUCGAGAAUGCGGGCGUCGAGAAUGCGGGCGGCGGCAAAGGUGGCGGUGGCGACGUGGCGAAUGCAGCAGAGAGCAGCGCGAAGGAGGAACUUCGAGCGCGUCCGGCAGCAGCAGCAGCGGCGGCGGGAGGAGGAGGGGUGGCUAGGCCGCUGAGGCUGGUGGUGGUGCACGAGGCAGCGGCGGAUGGGGCUGGUGAGACGCUCUCUCGUGCUCCCACUGCUGCAUGUCUGUGUCUGGACGGGUCACCACCGGCCUACUACUUCCGCCCGGGCCAUGCUGGUGGCGCCCACAGAUGGUUCUUCCACUUCCAGGGCGGGGCGUGGUGCAGCAGCGGGGAGGAGUGUGGGCAGCGCAGCCUCACAGCGCUGGGGUCGUCCCGCCUGCUGCCUGCCACAAUCGAUGCUCAGGGCGUGUUCAGUGACGACCCCGCCAUCAACCCAGGCAUGCACGAGUGGAACAUGGUGAAGCUCGCUUACUGUGAUGGUGGGUCCUUUGCUGGCCACCGCACCCACCCUGUGCCCGUGCAGGGCGGCAGCAUCUUCAUUCGCGGGCGGGCCAUUCGCGAUGCCAUCUUUGACCACCUGCACCACCGACUGGCUGAUGCGCAGCAGGUGGUGGUGUCGGGGUGCUCUGAAGGCGGGCUGGCAGCGCUGCUGCACUGCGACCACAUCAGAGCCGCCUUCUUCCCCACCCUGCCCCUCUCUGCCUACGCCUGCCUGCCCGAUGCUGCCAUCUUCCUUGACAGACACGACUUGGGUGGGCGGUCAACAGCAAGGGAGCUCUUUCAGGCAGUCUUCCGCUUCCAUCACAUGGCAGGGGGAGUGAGCGAGCACUGCAUCAGCGCCCGCCCAUCGCACAUGCAGUACGAGUGCAUCUUUGCUCGCCAUGCCAUGGCGUAUGUGAGCAGCAGAGUGUUUAUGGUCAACAGCAACUACGACUCCUGGAAUCUGCUGGCUCUGCUAGCCAAUGAGGAUGCGGACCCUUCUGGUGACGUGCUUCGGAACUGCCUGUACCGAGUGCGCUCGUGCACAGCGGCCCAGCUGGCCAUCAUUCAAGUUUUCCGCCAGGCGUUGCUGGAGUCAUGGCAGCCGUUCCUGGCAGCAAGUGACCCACACGGGGUGUUCUUCUACUCCUGCUUCGCCCACUGCGCCACCUACCACAACGACCUCUGGUCACAGCUCACUGUCGCCAAUCACACACUGGCGCAGGCCUUCACUCGCUGGCUUCAUGAAGACGAUAAUGAUGGGGGAGAGGCCAAAUCGGUUGACUGUGCGUAUCCUUGUAACGAAUGCAAUAUUGACCGGCCUGAGUUUAAAGAGCCAGCUGUGUUCUUCUGA
Molecule: messenger RNA, 1605 nt
Organism: Closterium sp. Yama58-4
Lineage: Eukaryota; Viridiplantae; Streptophyta; Zygnematophyceae; Desmidiales; Closteriaceae
Source: the annotation of a GenBank genome assembly